AUGAUCGAAGUGUUCUACAUGACAAUCCCCAAGAUAAUCUACCUCGAGUCCCCCAACCUCCUCAUCUUCGUCUACUUCCUAUCGAACCGAGCGUCACCAUGGGACACGAUGAAAUGGUUGGCCUUGAUCUCUAUGCCUUACGAAUGCUGCCUCCGCUUCCUGGACUGGUCUUCAGAUCCAUGGUCCCCCAGAAAAGACCGCACAACGGCCAUGAUGGUACAGAUGACGUCUUCCAAAAAGCCUCCGCCCAAGAAACCCUCCCGCAGCAAGACUCCGGCAAAGCGCCGUGCAAACGGAGCAACCUCGAUUGCAAAUAGCACCAACAGGUCCCUUCCGCCUCACCCUCGCCCUCACCAACAAGAGCGCAAAGCAAUCAUGGUUCAAUUUGAAGAAGUGAAAGCACACACUGCUAAGUGUGAUGACUGUGAUCAUCGAAAUACCAAUGGCAUGAGUCGAUGCAAGCUCUGCGGCUGGCAAUGCUGCCGCAAGUGCCAGGCAAUUCGUGGCGGGGAUAAAACCCACGAAACCGUCCGGGGCCCGCAUGUCCCAAUCGCAGAGAACCUUGAAGCUCAAGCUAGCCCUAGCCUUGUUGGAACGGUAAGUCGACUCGCAAAUGCUGGUCGCGCAUCAAGCGUAUUUGCUGAUGUUGGACGUGUACCUCUCGCGGCUCAUAUGGUUGCUGAUCGUACACCCGCUGCCGCUGAACAGGAUGCUGUCAGUGCAUUGAUGCGUAUGGGUUCCCCGCCCCCGACACAGAGCAUUGGCCGAUUCAAUGCCGAGAGCCCCGUUCCGCCGUCUACUUCUCGCUCUGUUCGUAACGACGACGACGACGACUACAACCGCAUCUUGGAGGACUUAUCGGAUGUCGAGACUGUGGGUGGCGAUUCCACCAUUACUUGGGACUCUGACCUGGAUGAGAAUAAUGAGCAACUUGAGCCGAUCCUGGAGCCCCUAGGUUUGUGUCGCCGCAACCCACCCCGUGCCUCGCGUCCUGAUGAUAUGCGCGACUAA
This is a messenger RNA of Penicillium maclennaniae, 1011 nucleotides long. RefSeq lists its product as uncharacterized. The transcript has 3 exons. Bases 1 to 1011 code for a protein of 336 amino acids. NCBI's taxonomy places the organism in Eukaryota, Fungi, Ascomycota, Eurotiomycetes, Eurotiales, Aspergillaceae. The record is from RefSeq and is a predicted model, not a curated record.